Oldenlandia corymbosa var. corymbosa is the source of this 2097-nucleotide messenger RNA. NCBI's taxonomy places the organism in Eukaryota, Viridiplantae, Streptophyta, Magnoliopsida, Gentianales, Rubiaceae. The record is from the annotation of a GenBank genome assembly.
AUGGACCUAGACGACCUGGAAUCCGCCAAAGUUCCAACUCGGCCCACCCGUUUCGCGCCUAAGGGCUCCAAGCUUAAACCGAAGACAGAACCUGUUUCCUCAUCAUCCUCCUCGACUGUUGAUUUGAGCAAAAAAGAGGAUAAUUUAGAUUGCAAACCGGAGACGUUAACAAGCUCUUCAAACGCCUUUGUUUCUAAAACUGAGCUCAAAGUCUCUGAUAUCGUGGAAGAUGGCGUGCCAAUAGACAUCGAUGCCAAGCGCGACGGCAGUGAACUACCAAAAGACGAACCUAUGGGUAUGGAAGUAGAAGAAGAAGAAGAAAAAGGGGAAGAGGAAGAAAAAGAAGGCGAAGAUGAAGUAGUGAGGGAAAUCGACGUGUAUUUGAAUCCUUCUAUUGAUCCCAACACUAAGCUGUUCGUUUUGCAAUAUCCUUUGAGACCAUUGUGGAGGCCUUACGAGUUAGAUGAUAGGUGUUCAGAGGUGCGAGUGAAUCCAAAAAGUGCCGACAUAGAGGUCGAUUUGGCGGUUGAUCCUAGCACUAAUUAUGAUGCAGACACUAAAGUUGAAAUUACCAAGCAGACUCUGGCGUCAUCAUGGAAAGCACCAAUUGUAGCCGGAUAUGCUGUUGGAGUUCUUGUUGGUGACAGGUUACACCUUAAUCCUGUUCAUGCGGUUGUACAGCUCCGACCUUCAAUGAAGCAUUAUGAGCCAGAUAGUUCAAAACGGAGAAGUAGCCAUAACGAAGAUGAAGCAGUAGAGGAAGAAAUGAAGUCUGAAAAACAAACUGGCACAGUAAAGAAGCAGGGUAAAGCACCAGCACUUUUAAAUAUGGCAAAUGAGGACACUGAAGAGAAUUGGAUACCUCUCACUUACCAUGGUGCAAAAAGUGAUGUUUCAGCUAGAUACAUGAGGAAAAUGGUUGAACGAAAUGAGUCUCCUCUAAAAUUUUUGAUGAGCAGGCAGGACUAUUUGAAUACCAUUUGUCCUGGUACAUCCAAUGAAAAUAAGAGGUCCAAAAGCCCUUCAAGAAGGGAUUUGUGCUCAUUGCCUCUGGAAGAACGAUUGAAAACAUGGCUUCUCAAGGAGCCACAAAUCCAUCGGUUUGCUGCACUGAAGCACUUAGCUUCAGGCGCACCUCCUGAAGACAUUCUUGAAGUCCUCCAAGAACAUGCUCGAUUAGUUCUAGGACUGUGGGUUCCAAAAAGUCGACUCGUGUAUGGAGAAGAUACCGGAAUUGAUGUUUUAGCUCGAGAUUAUGUUCUCUCUCUGUUUAGCAAAACUCCAGUGGUCAAGAAUUCACAACUUCCACAGGCGCCUAAACUUAACAAAACCAUGAAAGAGGUAUUGAGUGUUUUGGCUAUUGAGAGAACUUCUCUCAAAGAUUGGAAGUUCAGAGUCUCUCCAGAUAUGGAAUUUGUUAAACUAUAUCCCAAAAUUGCCUCAGAACAAGGACAACGUUGGGAACAUACCGAGAAGCAGACAGCCGAAAUUCUCUUUAGGGACAAAAAUAAGUCUGCUUUCAAAAGCUCUUCGACGAGUAUUGCCACAAACAACAGUACGACAUCAAAGAAUCUUAUUAAGCCUUUAUCACAAUCUUCGAAUGAUCAGAUGGCCUUGAGAAAGCCAAUGUCAGAAGAAACUCGCAAGGCUUUACCUAAGGCCCUACAGAAACUCUUUCAAGCUCAGAAGGUUUGCAGUUUGCAACAAAUUCGCAUGGGUUUGAGGCAAAUGGCAGUUUCUGAGAAUUCCCGUCCAAAGGGGGGAUCUGCCAGAGAAUUAAAGGCUGCUGCAGAGUGUGUUGAUGCUCCUAUAGAGGAGCUUGAGUCAAUCAUCAAACAAGUGGCUAUUAAUAUUCAUGGAGUUUAUGUUUCAAAAUCAUCCUCUGAUUAUCCCCAAUAUGACGACCUCAGGAAUGUUGUGAUUCAUCUUUUCCUUGCAGACCGAAAUGCUAAGCUGAAAAAGGGUGUUGUAAAAGAGGCUGUCAAACAGAAGCUGGAUCGUGAUAUGACUGACAAUGAGUUUCAGAAGGUUAUUCAAGAGUUGUGCGUUUCACAAAAUUCAGCUUGGGUUUUGAAAAGUGGAGAUGGAAAACCUUAA